This is a messenger RNA of Anopheles gambiae (African malaria mosquito), 7962 nucleotides long. RefSeq names its product protein Fe65 homolog. Gene Ontology annotation, biological process: regulation of DNA-templated transcription. The record is from RefSeq and is a predicted model, not a curated record. Bases 987 to 3089 code for a protein of 700 amino acids. Gene Ontology annotation, cellular component: nucleus; cytoplasm. The transcript has 16 exons. Gene Ontology annotation, molecular function: amyloid-beta binding; transcription factor binding. NCBI's taxonomy places the organism in Eukaryota, Metazoa, Arthropoda, Insecta, Diptera, Culicidae.
UUUUUGGUUCCAUACUAGAGGGCUCGUUGGCAUUAGAACGGGCGAAAUGCGCAUGCACCGGAUUUUGCCCCACUGUGUCCGAACUGUCGACGAAUGACGGCAGCCCUUGAACAAGCGUCAGGACUUUGGUGAGCUGUUGUUUUUGUAAAAUUGUCCAGGAAGGAUGGUCGUCCACUCGUCUGUGGUCUGUUGAGUUUGUUUAAUGGAUUUGAGGAGAUAUUUUAUCCGUCGACGAUUGUUUUUCUUUAUCUGCAUGCAAAAGUGUAGAAACGCAUUCGGACGAAAGCGACAUUCAAGCGUGUAAGUGGGUGGUGUAAUUGGUGAUUUCUGAAGUGAUAACAGCAAAACGAAAUCGUUCGACAGUUGCUCGCAUAUCUGGUAGCCUUAUUGAUUUGGUUCGAAUCUCGUAAGUGAUUGCUACAGUGUAUCUUAAUUUGUGCCGAGCAUACAUUUGGUAACACCAUUUUUUGGAAUUUAGAAGUGUUUCAGAAAAUAAGUGACGCGGAAUAGUACCGUUUAUUGGUUUUGAAAUAGUGUGUAGCCAUUUUUAAUUAUUGUAAAAUUGUGACAUAGUAUGGACCGCAACCAAACAAACCACCAAUAUCCCACCAAAAAUCAAUCAAAACAAUUUGUUGUGAAAGUGAUCUAACGGAAUUGUGAUCCAUUUAUUAUUUAUUGUGUUUAGCAGUUACAAAUUUUAACCUAAAAAAAAACACGUUCAAAUGCUUAUGCAACAAUAAAACACACAGAAAUCGCUCAAAAUCAUUAAUCGUGCAAGAGUGUAAAGAAACAAUUAAGACACAAAACAGUCUGCAGAUUUUGAAAUGCUACUUAAACGUGCAAGGAACGAGUACAGCUUUUGUAAUAGAGAAACUAUGAGAGGAUUGUAUUGAAUCUUCUUUAAGAGAUGCAUCCUAAAUCAUUACUAGCAUUCAACUUCUGACAAAAUCCUGAUAGAUGGUAAGACGCGGCUCGUUAGUAGUUGAAUGUUGUCAGGUGAUAUUUUGAUCCGUCAACCUUUGAGUGUGGCCUUGCUGCCGCCACCCUCAUUAAUAGAGUUUUGUAAAAUUAUGGCGGCAAUUGCAACGCUUGCCAAUCAGCAAAAUAUCGACGAUGAUGACAUUUUCCUAGAAAAUGGUCUUUUGAGUUACGAAAACCCCAACUAUCAUAUGGAUCCUCAGCGAAUGGAACGCAAUUCUCAUCUGUACGAGGAAAUCAUUUCUGAAUUGCAGCAGCAGGGUACACUACGACCGAUUGCGGGCGUACAGAAUGGUUCGCAAAUGAUCGGCAACAAUCGCAAGGGUUACGGAAUGCUUGACCUUGGCACAAUGGGCGUAGAGCUGAAGGGCGGUGCAGACGAAAGUUCCCCGAAGGAAAAGAAAACGUUGCUUAGCGACACGUCUCCGAACGAGUCGAAAACGCAGAAAGAUCAGGAACCGGAGCAUGGCGAAAAAACGCAAGAGAUUCAACACAUUCCCGGCACGCUCAAUUCGGACGACCUGUACGCGUUGCCGAACAAGCGGAAACAGACCGAGGUAGGGGAAGUGCCACCGGAAGAGGACGACGCUGACGACGACGAGCCGGACGGAGACGGUGCGAGGGAUGGCGAGGAGAAAGGAAAGCGGGAAGAUAUCGACGCAAUCGAAGACAAGGACAAAACAAACGAUCUACCACCGGGCUGGGAGAAACACGAGGACAAUGGAGGUGCUUACUACUGGCAUAUCAAAUCGGGCACCAUCCAGCGCGAACCGCCUGUGUGGCCAAAGGACGCUAGCAGUCGUGAAUUGAAGACACCCAGCAUUCCCAUACCGCGAAGUAUACAGAAUUCCUCCUUCACCCAGGCCUUGAACAAUCUGUACGGCAAUCCGAAGGAAGGCAAUGGCGCUAGUGGCAACAGCAAAUCCGCCCUCUACGACAGUAUGACGUCCUCCGUCACCAGAAGUAGCACCAGCUCGGCAUUGGAUCAGGAAGACGAGCGACGCCGCCGGGAGGAUGUGGCGUUGAAGCGACGAAGCUUCCCUCUCAAAUCUGAUACAGAUCGACCAAUUCGGUUUGCGGUGCGUUCGCUUGGUUGGGUCGAGAUUGCGGAAGAAGAUUUAACACCGGAACGCUCAUCCAAAGCCGUUAAUAAAUGCAUCGUUGAUCUGUCCUUAGGGCGCAACGAUAUGCUCGACGUAGUGGGGCGCUGGGGUGAUGGUAAAGAUUUGUUCAUGGACCUUGACGAAGGCGCACUGAAGUUGAUAGAUCCGGAAAAUUUGACAAUAUUAAACUCACAGCCAAUUCACACGAUACGCGUAUGGGGUGUCGGACGUGAUAAUGGCCGUGAAAGGGAUUUUGCGUAUGUUGCGCGUGAUCGUCUCACCAGAAUACACAUGUGUCACGUGUUUCGCUGUGAAACUGCUGCCAGGACGAUUGCAAAUACGCUCAGAGAUAUUUGUAAGCGAAUAAUGAUCGAACGUUCCCUCCAACUCGAUGCAAAUGGAUCCAACAUGAACAGCACACGGUGCGCUAUACGUCCCACGGAUCUACCGACUGAAAACCGACGCUGGAUACGACACCCACAAUCAUUCCCUACUCCAAUGGAAGAACCGAAGAAAGUAUUACGGGCACAGUACGUUGGCUGUGUGGAAGUAAACCAACCGACCGGAAUGGAGGUGCUGAAUGAUGCCAUCGAUAAACUGACUUCCUGCACGCUACCAGAAAACUGGGACUCUGUAAAUGUCGCAGUAGCUCCUAGUAUGAUUAGCGUCAACUCAUCGGAUCCUGAUGGACGCUUGCUUAGCGAAUGUCGUGUACGGUACUUAAGCUUCUUGGGUAUUGGUAAAAAUGUGCAGCAGUGCGCAUUCAUCAUGCACACUGCACAGGAUAAGUUUGUAGCACAUGUAUUUUACUGUGAACCAACAAGCGGACCACUUUGCAAAACGAUAGAAGCCGCUUGUAAGUUGCGUUACCAAAAAUGUUUGGAUGCUCACCCUGAAGGCAGCGGCCGUUACUCAGCCGAUUCGCAAACGCCAGGAAAGGGAAUUGGUGCGACUUUAAAAAACUUGAUGAGCUCGUUCUCGCUUAAAAAGGAUAAGGUCAGUUCCUGAGAACGAGCCAGAUCUCUGCAGGAAAUCUGGCCACUUCCUCCAGAGAGGGAAGUUAUUCCGCAUCGGCAUCUGCAAUCGCCAUUGAUCAGCAAGAAAAUUUUUGAGCAUCCGAACAGUCCUUAGCAUUCGAUGCUGCCAGUAGCCUGGCAAAAGAUAAACUUAGUCAAAUACAGCAACAACCAACGCCGGAAAACUACUUCUGGCAAGGGUUUAGGAGCGGCAGAGCCACACUCGAGUGUAGCGAUCGACGAUAACCAACCGAAACCGGCAAAUAUAAACCAUGAGGCCAAUCAAGCUGCUAUCGAUACGAUUAAUGACGGUAGUAUUAAGACGCUUGAUUCCGUCAUGGAAGAAUCAUUUGGAAACUGCUCGGACUGGCAACAAGUUACUUAAGAAGAGCUGAAUACACUUUUAAUGCUACAGCCACUGGUGCAUUAUAUAGCACCGCCAGACAUAAGACGAAGGACAACGCAUUAACCAUUCUAUAUCAAACAUGCAUUCGCUUCAAUGCGUGCUUGCUAAAGCAACGUUCGAUAUUGCUACACUUUCGCCUUGUCGCUGUAUUGAUGGAAUUAGGAGAACGUUUGGUACAUCACCCUAGUGCACUGUGAGCGUAGAUCGCCCUGUAGAUCCUACAACAAAGAAUUUUGAACAUUAUUGGAUGCAUUUUGUAAAAGUGUGUCGUAGAUCUUCUGUAUGCGAGAGUUGGCUGCUGUGCGGUCGAUAUGCGUGAAACUAGAUGAUGGAUCGCUUAGUUUACAUUUGUAGCAUUGCACGAUCAUUUCCAUUAAUGUUCAAUGAUUACGGCUGAACUGGCGGCAGUUUGUAAUGUUGUUAUACGCGUAAUUGGCGCAGAUUGACUCUGCCGAAAGGUAAAUGUAUCGCAAAAACGAGGAUCGUGGAAGCACGAAGUUAUCUACCGAAAGAAGGUAAUGCGUACCACCUUGGCUUGGCUUCACAAGUGCUGCAUGCUUGAGCAUGAAAUAGGCAUGCUUAUUUCUUGGGAAACUAAACUGUGUGAUUCACAAAUGUGUAUACUCUAAGGAAGUUUACAGUUUUGUUUGCUUAUACUAAAAGCAAAAUGGGAGUGAAAUUAAUUUCAGUUUUGUAUUGCUAUUACGACAAUGUUUCAGUUUGUUUUAGUGUCGACAACGUACGGAUUCGAGCCGUAACGUAAAUUUCCGCAAUAAAAUAUGUUCUCAAUGUCAUCGAAAUUCUCACGAGGGACAAGGUGGUAGAUCAGGCAAAGAGCUUGCUUUUCAAGCCUUUUAAUUGUUUUCUUGUGCGUUUCUUUUUUUUAUCUACAUUUAUUCAUACCAACUCUAUUCUUUAGAAUAAAACAUACCAUUAGCGAAUCGAAACUGCCGUUCAAUUUAGAUAUAUUUCCACGCUCGGUGUAUAUAAAUUUACAUUUCUAUAUUUUUGUAACAAAGCAGCAGUAAUAAAAAAAGAAAGGAAACAGGGCAAGUUACACUUAAAGAGGUAAGCGAACUAAGAGCGGAUGACCCGAAACCCUCAUAAUACAGAUUUGAAGGUGGUAGGGCUAAAGUUUCAGGGCAGCAACAAAAAAACAAGAAAAAAUCACACACAAUGCUAUGUGCACCAUGUAAAUCAGUUUUAGAAAACUAUGAAAACAGCUUGUGUAACGCCUUUUGCCUAGCGUGUACGUAAACCGAUCCGUUGCUUUCCCUUAAAAAAACAGUGAUAGCUACCGCCUCAAUGACUAAAUAUAGUAGUAGCGGUGCUGAACAUACGAAAGAGAUAAUGACAAAACGAUAGAUAUAUUAUUUUUGCUAUAUCACAGAUUGCGUUUGCUUUAGGAACUAUUCUAAAUUUAUAGCGAAACAAAAUCGAAGGAAUGAAGAAAUGUGGAUGGGUGAGAGUGAGGUGAAAUUAUGUGCAAAGAAAAAUGAAAUAGAGAAUUGUGUUGAAGCGGGAAAAGUACAGUGGCAACCAAACAAACCAAAGGCUCGCAAAUAGGAUUUAGGGAGGAUUUUUUUUAAAAGAUACAAAAUAAUCUGCCCAGAAAUAAUCGUUUCCCUUCUCACAAUUUUCCGUCGACGUUGAAGUUGUGGUACAAAUUCGUCCUUUCAGUAACGUUCCUGUGUGAUGUCUAUUUGUAUGCUUGGUUCCAGCAUGCGAAUAUGCAAGUCCUACCGUUAUGAUCAAUUGCGCUUAAAAAACUGUUGGGGCUGUUUGAUUUUCAAACAUUUAGUUUAGUGUUUUCAUUUAUUAGUUUACUAACUAAUCUACAACAUCAACUAUUUGUAGUGGGCUGGCUAUAGAAUACUUAUGUCAAAUCACAAAUAUCAUCUCAUUUAUGUUUGUACCGUCAUGUUUAAUAAUUUUAUAGUCAAUUAAUCUGUCACUUUUAGUGAAACAAAGUCAUGAUCUUUGGAACGAGAUAGUUUGAUAGCUCCUUCCUAUAUUGUACUACAUUGCAUGGACCAAUUGUGCUAUAUUCGAUAUACAGAGGAAACCCUUAUUGACUCACUACACCGAAAACAAGAAAUCAGGAAUUUAAAUGAAACAGAGAAUAUGCUGGCAUGCUGGUUGCCUCCCCAAAAUAGACAAACAAACCAAGCAAAGGAGGAAGAGAGACGAGAAAAACGAGAGAAAAGAUUUUCUUAGCUGUAUGUCUUGCUAUAUUUUUGUUGAAGCUUACACGUAGCAUCCCGGUGAGAGGAUACCGCAUACCGCAUACUCAUGCAAAAAGCGACAAAGUAAAGAUAGACAGCAGAAUGAGAAUCACAUCGAGCUAUUUUGUGCUACCAAAGAGAUAUAACGAAAAUCUUGUAAACAAAAUGUUACAAACAUGAAACAUUAGACAUAAUCGAUACUAGGUAAAACAAAAACGGCUUGAUAAAGCUUGCAAGAAACAAUCGUGUAUCACAAUACAAUACAAUGAGAAAGAAAUACUACCAACAGAUGCUAAUAUCAUGUAAUUUUGCAGGUUUUUUGUAUGACUAGCUAUACCGAAUUGUGAAAUGACAACAUUCCGUUCGUUCAAGAUACUUUUCAUCCACCGGUUUGUCAGGCAUGAAACGAUUUCUGUUUUGGUAUAAUUUAAAUAAAGGGCUUGAACAAAAUUAUCCAAAAGCGUAUGGUGUACUUGAUUUGUGAUUGGCCAUUUUAGUGUCCCUUGCCAUUAUUUAAUCGAAUGUUGUAUGCGCGAAUGCAACUGUAAGAGUACAGUUAAACGGCCGUCCUUGCUAAAUAAAACAAAAGAAGUGUUAAACAAUUGUGAUGGAUUUUGUUAAUGCUGAAUGGCUGGGUCAACCUAUUUUAAUCUUUUUUUAAACACUAUUUUUAAAACAUUUGUAGGCCAGCUUAUACGGCUUAUACGUGCUGCGCUAAAAAAUGCGCUAAAAGCAUACGCUCUUGUGCAUAAACGAUUCGGUCAAAGCGAAACGCUUUCCCCAUGAGAUAAUUCUUGUCCCACAAAACGUAUGCAUGGCGAUGGAAAAAACACCUAACUAUUAUUUUUAUCAUAAAACCAAUACUUGAUUCACGAUGUACAGACAUCGGAAUACAUCCGAUUAACAAAUGUAUCACUAUCAUAUGGGAGCUGAAAGCUAAAUUCGACAGUGCCGCUGCUAUCGCUUGAACAUUUUACGCUAACACCACAGACCAACUAGCUGAACUUUUGGAACGAACUGAACUGGCAAGAUGAACCUACAGAUGUAGUAGCAGUAACAAGGUAACACAUAACAGCAGGAUAAAUAAACAUACUAAUGAGUUAGCGAUUUAAAACGGUUCAAAAGUGAAUAGAAAAAAAUGCAGAUCAGCUAAACACUCGCGAAUACCACUUAAAACCCGAAAACAAAUGGACAUGUUAUGAGAGUUGUACUACUACUAUAAAAAAUAUCUACAAAUCACAUGAAGAAAACAAAACUACGUAAUUAAACAAAAAAAAAAACAGUUUAUUUUUUAUUACACUUGAUGCACCACAUACGGAAUUUUCUAAAAUUUCAAUGAAAUUUAAUACCUCUUUUUGUGCCGUGAUUCGUUUGAACAGAGGUAUCAUUGAUCAACAAUAGUUAACAAAACAAAAACCCAACCACGACAGCACAAUAUCUCAUGCAGUAAUAAUUAAAAAUGAUUUUCAAACUUCUUAACUGCUAAAGUCCUAUUCUUCACCUGCAUGUCUUGUGCGUUCCUUCAUUUAUUGGGUUGAUGUAAAUGACCCAAAUUUUAGUUACUCAUUUCCUUUGCCCUCAACACCAAUCGAUUCAAACGGGGUGAUUUGUUUUUUUGUUUCUUCAAGUUUAGCUAGUGUUGGCGUGAUCUGUGGUGUGCGCUAAUAUCGAUGCACUAUUGAGCAAUGGAGCGUAAAAAUUGCACACUGCACCACAUACGUUGUCUCGCGCUGUUAAACAGCAUAUUGACGCGGAUUUUGAACUUGAACUUGAUCAAUCAUUGCUAGUUGAUGUAACAUACAUACAUGCGUACGCACAGGACGGUUUUGAAAUGUUUAUCAUAAGUUUGAUUUAUUGCGAAACGGAUGCUCCUGCCGUUGAGAUUCGUUAAAUCAAUAUAAUAUCCCAAGAUAAUACGGCUUACGUUUUUAAUUUAAGAUGAAUACUCAUAGCAGGUGCAACCUUAUUUACGACGAAACACAACGGGCAAUACGUAGAAAUUGAAAGUACAGCAUUGGGCGUUUGUGUAAUGGGUAAAUUAAACAAAACAAACCAUGCAGAAAAGGGACACUUCAAGACACUGAACGAAACCGCAAAAUGGGACGGCAAAACGACAGCGCUUCAAAGGACAGCUGAACAAACAAUCGACUGCAUCGCUUUUGAUUAUAAUGUAAAAUUGUAUAAAAAAAUAUAUAUACACAUAUAAAAUAUAUAAGAAGACGUAUAAACACAAA